ACAGGGGAGCCGGUCCAGCCUGCUGGGACUCACCGGGAUCAUGGAUCCGCGUUUGACAUCAAAACCAACCAUGACAGUAAAAUGUUUUAUUAUCAGCAUUCACCUGUGCGCGUGCAUGUGAGGAUGGUUAGAUUUUUUCUUUUUUCCCCCUCUCAUGCAGACUGACUGAUAACCGGAUGGGUUAAAGUUUGGAUAAUGGAUGCUGGGCUGUGCGCUGCGGAUCCGGAGCCAGAUGAUGCUUGAUUACUCUGAGUUUAUUUUCCCUGUUGUUGGCUCUCUGAUGGGAGACGUGCUGUGCUGUGCUGCACCGAGCUGAUCCGAUCAACUCAGGCUGAGCGACGGUAUGCAGAUACAAGUGAAAUCAGACUGAAUCUGCCUGUGUGCGCGCCCUGCCCUGCUCCAUCACAGCCUCUGCAGCUGCUGCUACUGUCGGAAUGCAGGUGGACUCUGGUCCGACUAUGCUAAUUACUGUUAGAUAGGUUUACACCGAUUAUUUUCGUUUUGACUGCUAGAAUCAGCAAAGUAUGUGUGAUUUUGGAUCUGUCUUUAUAUACAGUGACUGCCUCCUCCUGCUCUUUGAAAGUGAGCAUCUCUGAUUUUUAUUUGUCUGUCAGGGCAAAAAAAACCAACACAUUAGUCUUGAAUGAACAUUCAGAUGUGUUGUUUCCAGAUGCCAAGCUUCUCCUGAGGUCAGACCCUCUCUGUAGGCCUGCUCCAGCCACCGAGCAGCUAUGGACCCCCUCCCAGAGUACUCCCUGUUCCUGGCGCGGAUCCUGGAGGAGCUGGACACCAAGCACAACACCAUGUCCUACCAGGACCUGUGCAAGUCCCUGUGCGCUCGCUUCGACCUGGUGCACCUGGCCAAGCUCCGCAGCUUGCUCUUCUACACGGCCUGCCUGGACCCCGCCUUCCCGGCAACCCUCUUCAAAGAGAAGAUGCGCUGCUCCAUGGAGGACCCGCAGUCCAAGAAGCUCAUAGUGGCGGCAGACAUCGUCACCAUGUUCAACUUAAUCCAGAUGAAUGGAGGCAUAGCCAAAGACAAGCUCCCCAUAGUGCACAGAGGCAAGUUCCACAAGAACCAGUCACUGGAACUGUGCAGGUCUGACAAUGAUGCCUAUAAGUUUCAGGACUGUGACAUGGGUGUUGGUUAUGAGCACAUGGAUCACCCCAGGGAUGGGCACCAUCACCACCACCACCAUCACCACCGCACCCAGCAGCACCCUGCGGCUCAGAGCACUCCACCCGUUCCUAAAUCAUCAGAGUGCAACAACUGCCAGCAGUUUAUUCCCACCUCAGACCCCAACUUCCUUCUGGGUGUCAGCAAAGACCUGAAAUGUAGGACAGCCUCACUGGACAAACUGCAUCAUCUGCCCCAGUACUCCAGCGGCAGCCCGCCCUCUCCACCUUGCGAAAUGCAGAGUACCUACUUUCCCAUGGACAUCGACAGCGAGUCCACCACCGACCAGGAGUCCCUGCGGCACAUCGGCCAUACAGAGCCCUUCACUGUUCACCCCUGCAUGCAGAAGAGGAACAUCUUCAAGGAGGACUUCCACAACUUCGUCGCCUUCUCACCACAGGUCAUCACCACUGAGUGCAAACAGGGCAGCAAAGCAGCUGAUGCCUACCACAGGAGGGAACUGCACAAGCCAGCCACCUUCUUCAACCACAGCUUUGAACUGCCCUACAGCAACCCCUACUUUGAGCCGCCACUCAACUCCCCUCUUCAGGAUAGACGGAGGGUGAAGCACGAGAGCCUAGACGACUUACAGGCGUCCACGUACUUUGGCCCGACCACGGUGUCCGAGUGCGUCAGCAGCAGGAAGCACAGUCACAAAACAGGAAAGCAGCCGUCAUGGCCAGUGAAGAGCCUCAGUCUCAACACAGAGGAGGGGCCUCCAGACUUUGAGAGGUCAUUUCUGAACAGCAAACCGCUCAAAGAAAACCACCACCGCAAUAUCAGCAUCAUCAGCACUGACAACGAGCAGCAUUUUCAGAGCCCAAAGGAAAAGGUAGUAGCUUCUCCAUCAGGCUUUGCAAAAAAAGCAAACGGAAUAAAAACCAAGGAUGUAGCACUGAUGGCAAGUGGGCCUGUGGGUUUGGACAAAAGAGAAGUAGCCAAAAGGUUUAGGGACAAAAAUAUGAACAGUCCAUCAUUUCAGGGAGUUGACAGCUCUUCUAGUGUUGGGACGCAAACAGAGCAGGCUGAGCAGAAGAAGGCGAAGGAAUACCUAGCUAAGUACAGCGACAGAGAACGACACACCUUCAAACACUCUGAUGAGGACUCUGAGAUCAUUAGUGAUGACAUAAGUGACAUUUUUCGUUUUCUGGAUGAUAUGAGUGUUUGCGAUUCUCUGGGCGUUGUCCAGCCAUCAUGCUACAACAGCAAUGGGUCUCUCUCUCAGGUAACGCUAAAGUCUGAAGGAGACAGCUCCCCUGAGCGAAACACAGUCAAACUGGCCAAGUCCAAGCUGGACCGCCUCUUCCAUUCGCUGGAAAACACAGACGAUGAGCUCAAAUCAAGCGUCUGCAAGCUGGUGAUGAGGAUUGGUGAGAUCGAGAAGAAGUUAGAGUCUCUGUCAGGGGUUCGGAGUGAGAUCUCCCAGGUGCUCUCCAAACUCAACAAGCUGGAUGAGAAGAUCCAGGAGCCUGACGUCAAUGGGAGACACGGGGAGACGGCGUCUGCGUCCGGAUCCAAUGCCACCCCGGACAAGCCACAACCCCACCCUCAUCCCGACACCACCCUCUCGCCUCGUGUUUUCCAGUGCCACACCACCGGCCACAAUGUCAAAAUGGACAAUGGCUCCUCUGGGGAGUGGUGCUGCUCAGAUGGGAGUAACAGCGAUAGCCUCAGGGUAAAAGCUCUGAAGAAGAGCAUGUUCACCAGGAGGUCGUCCCGCUCACUUAACGAGGAGAACAGCGCCACUGAGUCAAAGGUCUCCAGCAUCACAAACUCUCCGCGGGACUGGAGGACAGUGUCCUACUCUUGCCACCCGGGAGACGAGGGCAAAGACAAGGACAGAGACAGCAAGGACAGACACCGGAAAGCCAAAGAGGCAGAGCGGGAGCGCCAAUACGAGCUCCCCCAGGCCCACCGCCCCCCAAAACCGCCGAAGGAGUCCUACCUGAUCGAACAGGUUUUCUCACCACACCCCUUCACCCCCUCCAUGAAGGCCCAUGUGAAAGGCAGCCCUCUGUACACGGACCUGAGGCUCACCAGUCUGUCAGAUGGCAAACGUGGCCAGCCAUCCUGGACCAUUGAGGAGUACAAACGCAACUCAGGAGAGAAGGGAAAGCAGCUCACAGCUCUGGACCUGCAGACCCAAGAGUCCCUAAACCCCAACAACCUGGAGUACUGGAUGGAGGACAUCUACACGCCGGGCUAUGACUCGCUGCUCAAGAGGAAAGAGGCAGAGUUCCGGAGGGCCAAGGCAUGUAAGAUCGGAGCUCUGAUCGCAGCCGCUACCUGCACUGUGAUCCUGGUCAUCGUUGUUCCAAUUUGCACCAUGAAAACAUGAGAGUACCAGGUGGAGUUUUUUUCUUUUUUCUUUUUAAUGCAGUAUUUACUUCUGGUGGUCCUUCUUGCCAGUAUAAAAAUGAUUAGGACAGAUCCUGUACAAUAGAAAUGAAUUCAGCAAGUGCAUAAUAUCCUGUAUACUGUAUAUCUAUUGGUUUAACAGUUGUAGUUUAUUGUAUUGUUAUAAACUGUGCGGGACAAGCUCAUUGGUUUAACUGUUUUGAACAGCUGUAGCAGAUGAUAACUGAACUAAACUAUUGGAUUUGUUAUUGUAGCCAGCGAAUGAUAUUUUUAUUUUUCGUAUAAUUACUGUACAGUGUAUUUUGAUCAAAGUUAUUUUUGAUGAAUUAUCUGGUUGAUUGUAAGAAUUUCUCAUUAUUUUGUUAUCUUUCUUCAAUAACGGCAAGCAUUUUAAGUAAGGAAAUUUGUGCACAUUCAUUUUUUCUAAUUAGAAAUAUAUUUGAAAGUUGAGGUAUACAUAGAAUGCUGACACAGUAUGACUACACAGCCAAACUGAAUGUAUUGAUAAUGCCUACUCACUUGGAAAGGAAUAACUUGCGAUUUACUUGAAUGUCGCUGCCCUCUCGUCCUUUUUCUGAAUUAUAACCAGCCAACAGCAUAUACCUGCUGCUCUUCCUGAAAACAGUGGAUUCAUUCUUUUCUUUGCAAGUGUUUGCUCAGUGAAUACUUGCAGUUCUGCAUCACUGUAGACUAUUGAGGCUCAACUGGGAGGAUUGUAUGGACUCAGCACUAUUGAUUGGGCCAGCCCCCCACACUAGCACAAAUUAAACAGAACUACAACCACCCUCAGAGUGGGUUUGUUCAUCCAUUCACUGCUGCAGUCUCCUUAAAUGCCUUAAAUUACUUAACACUUCUGUAGCCCAAUGACGUCCAUUUCAUAGCCUGGCAGCCCUUAGUUUAGCCUUAAUACAGAAUAGUAGCCUUAAUUUUAGUUUUCCUAAGGCUGGUGUAAUUGACCGUUCCUAAGUCCCACCCCUUUUUGGUCCUUCCUCCAAUAACGCAAGCCUCAGUCAACUUUCCUUACAUAUUCUAUGUGCAA
This is a messenger RNA of Morone saxatilis (striped sea-bass), 4574 nucleotides long. It is a transcript of the gene minar1, whose product is annotated as membrane integral NOTCH2 associated receptor 1. The record is from RefSeq and is a predicted model, not a curated record. The coding region runs from base 732 to 3515 and encodes 927 amino acids. Gene Ontology annotation, biological process: negative regulation of cell population proliferation; negative regulation of TOR signaling. Gene Ontology annotation, cellular component: plasma membrane. The transcript is spliced from 4 exons. NCBI's taxonomy places the organism in Eukaryota, Metazoa, Chordata, Actinopteri, Moronidae.